Molecule: messenger RNA, 2038 nt
Organism: Nerophis ophidion (straightnose pipefish)
Lineage: Eukaryota; Metazoa; Chordata; Actinopteri; Syngnathiformes; Syngnathidae
Exons: 2
Coding region: 198-1604 (468 amino acids)
Biological process (GO): DNA replication, removal of RNA primer
Molecular function (GO): nucleic acid binding; RNA-DNA hybrid ribonuclease activity
Source: RefSeq, a predicted model, not a curated record
GAUUCUCUGUUGGAAAGACAAAAGUCAUACAUUUUACGAAGAGGAAAAUACAAAACAAGCUCCAAAUAAAACUAUAUGGAGAAAACAUAGAAGAGGUACAAGUAUUUAAAUAUUUAGGAAUAUGGUUUGAUAAAAAUAUUAACUGGUCAACCCACAUCAGCAAGAUAGUGGAGAAAAGUAAAAAGGUGUUAAAUAUAAUGAGGGCUUUGAGGGGUAAAGAUUGGGGGGCUGAUAGGUUGACAUUGAAAACAAUAUAUAUCACUUUAAUUCGGUCUGUUAUCGACUACGGAUGCAUUAUUUAUCGAUCUGCUUCAAAAACUCUACUUGAGAAAAUAGACCGGAUCCAGUCGCAGGCGUUAAGAUUAUGUUGUGGAGCUACUAAAUCUACUCCAGUGGCAGCAUUACAAGUAGAAAUGAAUGAAAAACCUUUGGACAUGAGGAGAGAUCAACUCUCAGCAGUUUAUUGGGCAAACUUAAAAGGAUCCAAGCAAGGACAUCCAACCCGUCAAGUGCUAAUAAAUUGCCAAGAAAAAGGGAAGAAAAAAAUGAAUAGUUUUGGGUGGAUAAUAGGAGAUAUAUGUAAAAAAACACAAAUUGACAAUAUUAAAGUGAGCCCUACAGUACCAAUUCCUGCAAUACCACCGUGGAUGUAUGAAAACCCAAAGGUAGACAUGCAGUUACUGAAGAAUAGACAUUUAAAUAGUUACCAAAUAGAAAAACGGAUUGAGGAAAUGUUUUUUGAUAAUAUUAUGAUAUACACAGAUGCAUCAAAAACUAUAAAUAGUAAAGUAGGAGCUGCUGCAGUUAUCCCACAGAGAAAUAUAGUAUUAAAUAAAAGAAUUAGUGAUAAACUAUCUGUUUUUACGGGGGAAUUGGUAGCAAUUUAUAUGGCAGUUAACUGGAUAGAGGAAAACAAAGCUAGGAAAGUAGUCGUGUGCUCGGACUCCAGCAGUGCAUUGACGAGCAUAAAAAACAUAACAUCAGAAACAAGACUAGAUAUAGUUUAUGAAAUAGUUCAGGCAAUCUACAGAAUAAAUAAAGCGGGAGGUGUGGUAACAUUUCUCUGGGUUCCUGCUCAUGUAGGAGUUGAGGGAAAUGAGUUAGCUGAUAGAUACGCAAAACAAGCAACCACUAAAACAGAAGUAAACAUGGAGAUUAAGCACAGUAAAGAAGAAGUGAAGAGCAUCAUUAAGAUAGAACACAAUAAAAAGUGGCAGGAUAAUUGGAAUAAGGAAACAAAAGGUAGAGAGUUUUACAAAGUCCAGAGGAAAGUAGGUGUAAUGAGAGGAGGGGGUAGAAAUAGGAAGGAAGAAGACAUUAUUACUAGAAUGAGAUUAGGACAUACAUAUCUAAAUAGUUCACUAAAAUUGAUAGGCAAACAUACUACAGGGCUGUGUGAUUUUUGCCACCAGAUAGAAAAUGUUGACCAUGUCUUAAUACAAUGUAGGAAAUAUAAUAGAGAAAGAGAAAUACUGGAAAAUAAGUUAGCAAAAGAAAAUAUUAGGUUAGAAGUGGGAGAUAUAUUAGGAUUGCAUUCAGAAAACAUAGGAUAUAAAGCAAUAUACACAUAUUUAAAAAACACUGGGUUAAGUAAAAGAAUAUAGAGUAGGGAUCCACCUCGGUCCACACUCCAUUACAGUAGGUGGCGCUAAUGCACACCAGAAGGUUGCUUGCCAACCGCCAUAAAAACAAAAGAAGAAGAAGAAGAAGAAGAAGAUCCUCUGCCAGAACGUAGCAACUGUACCCUCCUUGUGUGCGUUCCCGAACCACGCUGUGUGUCGUGUGCCUUUUUGGAUUCCCCUUGUCUUCCUCUGGCUUCCUGGUUUUCGUUCCCUUGCUCGCCCCCGGACAAACGACGACUCUCUCCUGCCUCUCGACCACGCUUCCGCCUUGGACUUCCCUACCUGCCUUGCCCGCGCCUGACCGCUCAGCUCCUCUCAACACGCACCUCCAACACUUGCGGUAAAUAACACCUCCCGUUAAAUUCCACACAUAGUCUUGCACCCAUUUCAUCUUUGUUACAUACACAUCAGAUUUG